This is a messenger RNA of Vicugna pacos (alpaca), 3187 nucleotides long. The record is from RefSeq and is a predicted model, not a curated record. Lineage: Eukaryota; Metazoa; Chordata; Mammalia; Artiodactyla; Camelidae.
AGUUAUCCCCAAGGCCAAAAAUAAGAUAAUAGAAAGUCCAGGACUAAACUUCCCCAUUCCUUUCAUGUGUUUCCCCCAUUAGUGCUUCUCCCAUUUAAAGAGAGCGAAGCCUGGUCUUACAACGCUUCCACGGAAUACAUGACUUUUGAUGAGGCCAGUGCUUAUUGCCAGCAAAGGUUCACACAUCUGGUCGCAAUUCAAAACCAGGAAGAGAUCAAAUACCUGAAUGCCAUGUUCCAGUAUUCACCAAAUUACUAUUGGAUUGGAAUCAGAAAGAUCAACAAUACGUGGACCUGGAUUGGGACCCAGAAACCUCUGACCGAAGAGGCUGAGAACUGGGCUCCAGGUGAACCAAACAACAAGCAAAGCGACGAGGACUGUGUGGAGAUCUACAUCAAGAGAGACAAAGACACGGGCAAGUGGAAUGAUGAGAGAUGCAGCAAAAAGAAGCUCGCCUUGUGCUACACAGCCGCCUGUACCCACUCAUCCUGCAGUGGCCACGGUGAAUGUAUAGAGACCGUCAACAGCUACACUUGCCAGUGCUACCCUGGCUUCAGGGGACUCAAGUGUGAGGAGGUUGUGACCUGUCAGGCACAGAAAGCCCCUGAACACGGCAGCCUGGUUUGCAACCACCCCUUGGGGAGCUUCAGCUACAAUUCUUCCUGCUCUGUGAGCUGUCAAGAGGGCUACGUCCCAGGCAGCACGGAGACCUCGCAGUGCACUUCCUCUGGAGAGUGGAGCGCUCCUCUUCCAGCCUGCAAUGUGGUUGAGUGUGAUGCUUUGACAAACCCUGUCAAUGGAGUCGUGAAAUGUCCCCAGAGCCACGAAAGCCUCCGCUGGAACACCACCUGUGCAUUUGAGUGUAAGGAGGGGUUUGAACUAGCUGGACCCCAGACUCUGCAGUGCACCUCAUCUGGGGACUGGGACAACAAGCAGCCAACGUGUAAAGCUGUGACCUGUGAUGCCCUGGAUGAUCCUCAGAACGGCUCCGUGAGCUGUAGCCACACGUCUGCUGGAGAAUUCGCCUUCAAGUCAUCCUGCCACUUCACCUGUGCGGAAGGCUUCAUGUUGCAGGGACCAGCCCAGGUUGAAUGCACUGCUCAGGGGCAAUGGACACAGCAAGUUCCAGUGUGUGAAGCCAUGAAAUGCGAUGCUGUCCCCCAGCCCAGGAAUGGCUCGGUGACGUGUACCCAUUCCCCCACUGGCGAGUUCACCUACAAGUCCUCCUGUGCCUUCAGCUGUGAGGAAGGCUUUGCAUUACGUGGAUCAGCUCAGCUUGAGUGCACAUCUCAGGGACAAUGGACACAGGAGGUCCCCUCCUGCCAAGCGGUACAGUGUUCAAGUUUGGAUGUUCCCGGAAAGAUCAACAGGAGCUGCAGUGGGGAGCCUGUGUUUGGCACCGUGUGUACGUUUGCAUGUCCAGAAGGAUGGACGCUGAAUGGCUCUGCAGCUCUGACAUGUGAUGCCACAGGACACUGGUCUGGGAUGCUGCCUACCUGUGAAGCCCCUGCUGAAUCCAAAGUUCCCUUGGCAGCUGGACUUUCUGCUGCUGGAAUCUCCCUCAUGACAUCAGCAUCCUUUCUCCUCUGGCUUCUGAAACGCCUUCGGAAGAAAGCAAAAAAAUUUGUCCCUUCCAGCAGCAGUCACAGCCUUCAAUCAGAAGGAUCCUACCAAAUGCCUUCUGAGUUAAUUUAAGUCCAAAGGAAUCAGGAACACAGGAAAAUUAGGGAUCUAGAGUGACACCUUGAAGAUAGUAGACACAGAGAGCUCUCCUUGGAUCUCUGGCCCUUCUCACCUCCUGCACCUGCUGGCUGCCUCUACGGCUGGGACCGUGGACCCACGAGGACUUCAAUGGACCCAAAUCCAGUGGGCAAGGCCAGCCUGCCACCAAAAAGACUCAGUGUUCCCUUUUCCAGUGCUGGCUACUGGAAGGAAGGAAUAUUCUUUCCCACGCAAAAGCGGAGAGACUAAGGCUCUGGAAUCUCAGAAUUCCUUUUCUAACUAUCCCUUUGCUCACUGUGAAAUCUCGGUGGUGAAAUACAAUAUUUUGUGGCACUGUUUCUUUUGUCCCUCAUGGUGCUUCAGUUGCUGAAUAUGUAGCUGCUGCCAUGGUAUGAGUUACGAAUUGUCAAGAGUUUAGAGGAGACACAUGGCUAAAUACAUUCUAUUAACUGUCUUGGGGGGAAAAGGGACGGAUUUUAAAUGCCACAAGGUGAGUGCAUGGGAAGGAUGUUAAUGGUGGAAAUUCUACUGAGUCCUCUAUGUGAGGAUUAGCAAGUACAGUCUUAGUCACUUUCAUCCCCAUGGGAUUCGGUGACUUUAAAUUGUUCUCAGAGGUUGUGCUCUUUUUACUUGUAUUGAAUAAUGUAUAAAUUCAGUAAGUCUUAACUCAGUACAAGUGUUGUAGGGACUUAAAAAUGUAUAAAUGCUAGGAUUACGGUGGGGCAAAAGCUACUUAGCCUAGACCUUUGUGUAUUAACACAUUUUAAUGUGAUGCCUAGAGUAAAAUUUAUUUCAAAAAGACAAAUACAUUUCCCCCAGCCAUGUGUGAUGUUAACUAGUAUAAAGUGCUGAAUGUUUGACUGCAAUUCCUUUUUUUUUUUUUUAAAGUGAGUAGUAUUAGGAGAGCCAAGCCCUAAUGGCACUCAUUUGUACACUGUCAGGUAUUUUUUCAGAGUGAUGUGGUUUCCAUGACAAGAAACUUCCAUGAGGCCGUAUGUUCUGAUUUGAUAAAAGCAUAAAUGCAAACAAAUGAAGGUACAGUUUUGUGAGUGUCUUUUUUUGGAAAAACACUCAUAGAAUGUAAAUGUUCUUGGCAUUCCUACAAAGAUGUUUGUCAGAUGUCAUGUGUCAACAUAUAAUUCUUGUAUAUUACAUAUGAUUUUGAACCUGUGAUAUGAACUUGCCGUAUAAAGGAUCUGUCCAGGGGAUUUUUUAAAAGUGAAGAUGUCUAAUAAUGAUUCCCUAAUUGUCUUAUUCUGCUUGUUAGGGUGUUCUUAAAGAGAGCCAAGCCUGUAUGAGCAAGUAUCUAUAUUUAUUUAUUUGGGAGUUUAAAAUUCCUAAGGAAUCUCCAGUUGAUCACUAGCAAGGAGAUUGCCAGAACUGCUCCAAACUUGAAGGAUGAUAUGGGAGUCCAAACUCCUCCACCCUUUCAUUAACGUAGGAUGUGUUAAAAAAAAAAAAAAAA